AUGCCACCGAAGCACAGUAGAACAAGAACCAAAUCAGCAUACGAAUCUGAUGACGAAUCAAGUAAUGAGAGUGGUAACAAUAACAUUCGUUAUAUUCGCGAAGAUGAAGAUACUGGUUUGAAUGAUGAAGAAGUGUUCGAUUCUGAAGAGUCUAGUGAAGAUGAUAAUGAUAAUACAAAAGAUGACGACUAUUUCCCAACUGAAGAGGGUAAAAGAAAGGCAAUAUCAAUAAAAAGACAACAAGAAAAAGCCAAUAAGAAGCGCAAAACUCUUUCAUAUUCUUCAAGAACAGUCACUAGUGCGGCCUCCGACGAAACUAAGGAAGAACAAGAUCAUUAUCUAGAGAUUGUUAAGGAGUUUGAACAUUCUGAAUUAUUUUCAAUUUUGGCCUCAUCUGAUGAAAUUUCUAUUGAGGAAGUAAUUAGGGAAUUAUUGGAGCAAUAUUCAACAAAUAGAGAUGAAGUUAUUCAAAAAUUUAUAAAUCUCUUACUAGAUUGUUGUGGAGCAAUGAUCCAUGUGCAAAAUCAUGAUAUUCAUAGUAACGAAUCUGCAAGCGAUACACUAUCUGAACUUCAAUUAUCAUUUCAAAAUCAAAAAAUUCAUGAGUUCAAUUUACUAAUAAGCAAAUCGAAGAAAAAAAUUGCUCAAUUCAAACCCUUAUAUCAAAAUUUUGAAGAAUUUAUGUUUAAGUUCUUGGAAAUAGCUGAUGAUCUACAACUUCUUUACAACGAAGAAGAUGAUCAAGAAAGUGCAGACAGCGUUGAAAAUUCUAGGGGAAUGAAAAUGGGUCAAUUAGUACUAGAUAUAUUAACAUGGUUAUCAGCAUUUUCAGUUUCAAAAAUAAGAUGCUUCAGAUAUGUCUCCACUUUGUCGCUAUACAUACUCCAAGAUUAUUUAUCAGCCCACGCUGUUAUCAUAGAGAAAGAUUAUUUAGCUAAGUUGACAAAGCAAUUAAAGAUGGAAAACAAGAAAAAAAGGCCCAACAAAAAGACAAUUGAAAAACUGGAAGAAAAUGUCGAGGAAAUUCAAAGCAGCAAAGCCAUCAUUGACAAUAUUCUUGAUAACAUUGUGAAAUUGUGUUUCGUUCACAGAUUUAAAGAUGUAGAUGAAGCAAUUCGGUCAGAAUCAAUGUCACAUUUGGCUAUUUGGAUUGACAAUAAUCCUGAAUAUUUUAUGAAAGUCACAUUUUUGAAAUACUUUGGGUGGCUCUUAAGUGAUUCCUCCAUAACUGUUAGAUUGCAGAUCUUAAAGUCCUUACCAGAUAUUAUUAAAUCAAGUCAUCAUUCUGCAAUGGUAGACAAUCCUGCUAUUAGACAGUUUUUUGAAAGAUUCAAAAGUAGAAUUUUGGAAAUUGCUACAAUAGAUAUUGAUCUCGAAGUGUCGAUCAAUGCAAUCAACGUACUAAUCGAAGCUUCGUCGUUAGAUUAUUUAGAAGAUUCUGAAACUUUAAUGAUAUCAAGCUUGAUAUUUAAUAAUGAAGAUACAAAAGUAUCAUCAAGUAGCAAAAAUUCUAGAUUGAUGGCAACAGUUGCUAAAUUCAUAGCACGAGUUAGUAACCAGAAAUAUGAAACGUUCAUGAGUAGCACCACCUUGGAUGAAGAUAUAUCAUCCAUAAAGACAUCCGUUAUAAUUAAAAUAGGAACCAUCAUAAGGAUUCUUAAUAGCUCACUUUUAUAUUUCAUGGAUAACAACAAAAAUUAUGAUCCAUCUUUAGUUUCUCGUUCCCAGAUAUUGUUUCAAGCUGCCGAGUUUUUAUAUCCAUUUUUUGGAUCACAAGUUGACAGCAUUUGUAGGCUUCUUUCAGACGACGAUGAGUUUACUCAAAUUUAUCAAGAAAUCGCUAAAGUUUCCGAAGAUGACGACAACGACGAGAUGAAUAUUGACAACGACGAACAAUCGUCUCAAAUUAGAAUCGAUAGAGCACCAUUAUUCCCUACCGAGAAUGAGAAUGUUACAUUUUAUGUCACAGUUUUAAGUGGGCUUUGUGAUGGUGGUAUGAACGGAAGAAGUCAAAAUAAAUAUUCAAUCGCGAUGUCUGUACUACCUCAUUUGGAAAACCUACUAAAAAAUUUAUCCACCAAUUCAACUAAUAUCCUUUUACAGAUUUUAAACAUUUUCAAUCUGUUUAACUUCGAUGAAUGGGUUCAUUCUGGGUGUGAAAAGAAAAUAAAGAGCAUUAACUUAAUGAUAUUGAAAGGGUUCAGCGGUGUAAUUCUGAUGCACGCUGUGUCAACAGAUACUUCAUAUGAAACUUUUUCAAAUACAGUUCAUCAUAUUAAAGAAUUCCAUUUAAAAGAAAUAGAUGAAGUUUGGAUUAAUGAAAUAUCGAUGAUUAAAUUACAAUUGGAGAAAUAUAUAACCCAGAAGAAUAAUCCUCAGAGUGAUACUGAUUUUGGAGAGUAUACAAACUCCAUUUAUUCUCAAUAUGUUAAUAGACUUAUUUUAUUAGGGAAAGAAUAUCCAAUUGAAUUUUCUUCGGACUUAUUGAAACUUUUCAUCGACAAAUUUAUGUCAAAACUUGCAUAUGAGAUAGAAGUAGGCGGUAUUGAAAACGUCGAUGUAAUUAAUUUUAAAUUACCAGUAAUUCUUGUUACAUGGGAAUUACAAAAAUGGAUCAAUAUUUUAGAAAAAUCGAAUGCUGUGCCUGGUCCGAAAUCAGAUGAUUCCGAAAGAAGUGCCAAUAAAACAAGUGUUAGUUCCGUUAAAAAUGCCCUGUCAUAUAUGUCAAGUAUAAUUGUAAACAUGGAAUCUGUUCUUGUUCAAAUUAACAACAUGGAUGGUGUUGAUGAAUUGAUAGUCCAUAACCUGAGAUCAUCUCUAGCAUCAUCUCUAAUCGACGUAUUAGUUGCAACCAAAUGCUUUGAACUCCAAUUACCAGAAGAUGAAACAAACUGGAAAGAGAUGUUACACGAUGCUAUUCACGAUUCCUAUCUGACUGGAGAGGUUUACAAUGCAUUAUUAGAUACUUUCUUAUACUUUGAAAGCAUAUACGCCAGGGAUCAAGGUAUUCAGUUGGAUAGGACUCAUGAUGAAGAUGUUACGUUAAAUGAAGUAGCAAUUAAUGAUGAAAACAUGAGUUCUGAAAGAGAAUUAUUGGUGUUUACUAUCAAACUAAUAGGAUUAAAGAAACUUGAACUUUUAGAUGAUAAAACAAGUACAAGAGUUUCAUUAAACAAAGAGACCCUUGGUCCUCUUUUCAAAAGUAUUAUCGAUGAUUCAAUUUUUGAUAAUAAUAGUAAUCACAAUAAUGGAAGUACUCGGAGUCUCAAGAAUAAUAUUAUUCAAUUGGCAACGUCACCUGAGCCUCUUAUAAGUCGCGAACCGUCGAAUAUAACUCAAAACAGCGAUAUACUGCAAGACCAAAAUGAUUCUGAUUCUUCCUUAUCAUCAGGUUCCAAUACUAAUUCUAACCGAAGAAGUAGACAAUUAAUGGAUUUAAAUGUUAUUGAAGAAAAUUCUGAAGAACUAGAAGGUGCAGAUUAA
Messenger RNA from Maudiozyma barnettii, 3483 nucleotides. RefSeq names its product Irr1p (gene IRR1). Gene Ontology annotation, biological process: sister chromatid cohesion. Gene Ontology annotation, cellular component: cohesin complex; nucleus; chromatin. The transcript has a single exon. NCBI's taxonomy places the organism in Eukaryota, Fungi, Ascomycota, Saccharomycetes, Saccharomycetales, Saccharomycetaceae. Bases 1 to 3483 code for a protein of 1160 amino acids. Gene Ontology annotation, molecular function: chromatin binding; protein binding. The record is from RefSeq and is a predicted model, not a curated record.